AUGGAACACGAACGUUCGUUUCAAAAACAACCAACAAUUUUCUUGAAUAAAAAACAAUCAUCAUUAAAAGGCAAAGCUAAAGCUGCCCGUUAUACGAAAAAUGUAGGAUUAGGUUUCAAAACACCACGCGAAGCCAUUGAAGGCACUUAUAUCGAUAAGAAGUGUCCAUUUACCGGAAAUGUUAGUAUUCGCGGUCGUAUAUUAACUGGCAUUGUACUAAAAAUGAAAAUGCAACGUACAAUUGUACUUAGACGAGAUUAUUUACAUUAUGUACGAAAAUAUAAUCGAUUUGAAAAACGACAUAAAAAUAUUUCAGUCCAUUUGAGUCCUUGUUUCAGUAACGAUAAAAUGAAAGAAGUGAAAAUUUUUAUGAUUGAUGAAGAAAAUGAAGAAAUUCGCGUAUCAAGUGAAACCGAAUUCAACGAAAACGUUAUGUUUGCUCGUCAACAUAAUGUUGAUACAUUGAAAUUAAUCGUUUAUAUUGGUGAUGAUCGUGUAUUCGACGGAAUAUACUAUGUACCACCACAAGAUAAACAAGUUGUUAUUCCAAUUCCAGAAGUUGUAUCAUGUGAAUUAGAAUAUCGAGUUAAAAGGAUUGAUAUCAAUCGUGAUGAAGAGAAAAUUAUUUUUCCAAAAAAUAAAUUGAAUGAAUUAGAUGAAAAUGUGCUUGCCGAUAAGUGGUAUAUACCGUGUAAAGCAGAUGAGGCAUUGGGUCUUUGUCUAAUCGCUGCCACGAAUUUGGCUCAACAAGGUCUUGCUGAUUUAAAUGACGAUUGUAAACAUUUCAUUGAUAUUAUUGUGCCAGAUGCAUUUCGUAAAUUACAAAAUACUCAAUGUGUAUUUGCUUGGCCUUCUGAAAUUCAGUUUGGUAUUUUUAAAAUGUUAGAAUUGUUUAUUGAUCUUGUUUGUGCACGACUUCAAUUUCUACCGGUACCGACUGGUCUUCUAGAGACGUUGGCUUUAGUAAGUAUUUCUUUAUUUUAUUGUUUUAUUUUACUUACGUUUGUUUCUGUUCAUCAGACAUUCGACUGUAAUACAACAUAUCAACAAAAACAUAAAUUUGAGCCGUAUAUAAAUUGUUAUAAUUUAAACGGUUGUCACUUUGUUAAAAUGCAGUUAAAUGAUGGUCAGUUGUCGUAUGGAUGGUUACGUUCGUUAAUUGAUCGGUUUCUUAUGCAAGAUGGUAUUCAAAAGAUCCAGAAACAAUUUGAUACCGAUUCUUUGAAAGCUGCUGACUACAAUGCUUUAUUAAAAGUAUUUGUUAAUUGCAAGAAUUGUAUUGUUAUGGAACGUUAUCGAACAUUAUUUAGCAAACAUAUUUUACAAGCGAUCGAUUAUGUUAAACGAGCAACUGAAGAUGUUAGCAAUUUAAUUAAAACAUUGCAUACAAUUUGCAUCAAUUGUAUGUUGACUACAUAUGUUGAUGAAUUAGAAUCCUUGAUGUCACCAAAACAAUUAACAAUAUUAGCUGGUCAAUGGACUAGUGUUAGAUUAAAUUCAAAAAAACAACGCACUGACGAAGAUUUAUUUGUACAAAAACCACAAUUGUUUGAUGUUGUGCAACCAUUGAUUAAUGGUGGAAAAAAAAACAAUUCAACUGACGAGGAUAUAUUUUUAAAAGAAGAGUUUAACUGUGAACGUCAUCAUCACCAUCAUCAUCAUCACCAUGUUAUGUCACCAUCUCUAAAACGUAAAUAUAAACGACAAAAUAGUGAUAAACAACAGCAACAACAUCGUCGUAAUACAGUAGCAGUCAUAACAACAUCGAAACACAAAGAUCAUGAAAAGAAAAAAGAUCGUCGUCAAAUAGUAUCAACAUCGUCUUCAAAACAUAAAUUACAAGUAGUAGAAAAAUAUGAUCGAACAAAUCCAGAUGAUAUUUUACGAUUUUUUGCAUUAAUGAAAUCAAAGGUAGCUAAUUUAUAUGAUCAUUUAGAAACAGCAACUUUCAACGGUCAAAUCAAAGAUGUUUUAAGAAUGGAAGAAAAAAUUAAAUUAAUGAAACCCUAUUCAGCUCUUUUUGUUGUCGAUGAAAAUAUUCCUGAUGGCACACAUGUCAAACCAAAUGAAGUAUUUCGUAAAUGUUGGGUAUUAUUAAAUGAUGGUAGCUUACCAUGGGAUGCUACUGAUGUUAAAUUGAUGAAUUUAUCCGAUAAUAUUGAAGUUGUUAAUGAACCCCAUGUUCCAGUAACGGCUCCACACGCUCGUGCUCAGAUUUAUGUAGAUUUUAUUGCGCCAAAUCAUACUGGUGUUUUCGAAAGUAAAUGGAUACUGACGUAUCGUCAUUAUACAUUUGGUCCAAUGAUAUGGUGUUCAAUCGAAGUUGUUAAUGAACCAGUAAUUAUACCAUAUUGUGAAACACGUCUAAAUGAUAAUAUAAUGAUGGAGAGUACAAACACAAUGACAUUAUCAUCAGCAUCAUUGAAUAAUUAUGUUUCGGUUUCUCCUUCAAUUAUGAUGUCUAGUCGUCAAGAUUCAUGCGAUUCAGCACUAAGACUAACAAAUUCAUUCGAUAUGAUCGAUAUACCACUACCAAUAUGUUUCGAUUUAACAAAACCAUUCAAACCAAAAGAAAUGUCAACAUUGUCAAAUAAUGAUUAUCAUCACAAUGAUUCAACUCGAACGAGUAUUACUUAUUCAAGAUUAUCAUCACUGCCAUCAUCAAUAAACGGUGAUGUUCAGGAUUUGGUCGAUCCAUUUGGUGAUGAUUUUUUAGAUGAAAUCUCGUCUCCUCAACAUCAAAAACAAAUUGAAGUUAACUCAAAUGUAUAUACAAAAGAUAUAGAACAUGUGACAGUUGAAGACGUACAACAAACAUUACAAGAACAAGAAAGUACAAUAGUACAGUUACCAACAUCAACAGCUGGCGAAUUUAAUGGCUCUAUUCCAUUACCAUAUACUCCUCUACCAAUGCUACAAAGAACGAGCAGUCAACCAUUAGACUUUGUUGAUUCAGUUGUUACAAAUAUAUUUACUGUAGCAAAACAGGCAGGUUCAACAGCAAAAGCAAUAUUUCAUACAUUACAAGCAUACGACGAAACUUCUGUACCUACGGCACUACCAGCAUCAUCAACAAUCAUUGAAAUACCUCCACAGACGUCAAUCGCUUCUGAAACAGCAACAGCCGAGUUGUUUAAUAGUGACGAUUAUUUUUCAACAAUUCAACAUGGUGAAAAUGAAAAUGAAUGUUUAAUUUCCUUAUUAAGUUCAGAAACAACACCAUGCACCUCGUUAUCAUCGGUGACAUCUCAGACAACCAAUUCAUCACUUGAUUUAAAUAUGGCUCAUUUAAUUGAAAUGGGUUUUCUUAAUCGUGAACAAAAUCUACGUCUAUUAACGCAGUAUAAAAAUGAUAUAACAAAAGUCAUCGAAUUUUUAGCAGAUUCAAGUGAUUAUUCGACAAAUGUUACAACAUUAUCGUUGAUAAAUACGUUAGAUAAUGCAGUACAUGAUUUUUCAGAAGUUAAAGUCGGAAUAGAUAUGCCAAAACGAAAAUAUCAAUUAUCAGCACUAGUGGAAGAAAGUAAUGUUAGUCAAAAACAAAAAAAAAUUGAUAAUUCAAAUACAGAAGAAGAUAUAUUGUCUACGACAUCAUUGGAAAGUCAACAAUAUCAAGAUACUCGUUCGUCUAGAAUGUGUACCCAUUCAGAUACAGUAUCUGAAGAUAUGAUAACAUCAACAAAUAGUCUCUCAAAAAAACAGAAUAAACAUUCUGUUCGAUUUGAAGAUGUAACAGUAUAUUAUUUUAAUCGUUCACAAGGUUUUGUUUGUGUACCAAGCACGGGAGGAACAACGUUAGGAAUGGCACAUCAACAUUCUCAUUGUGAAAGUUAUACAAUCAAUGAUUUUGCUCGUCGUCAACAUCAAGUUCAUAAAUCGAUUUUAUGUGAGAGAAAAAUUCUACCACCAACUGUAUCUACAAUUGAACAAUCAUUGAAUGAUGAUGAUUCAACACCGAUAACAAAUAUUUUUAAUUAUUGUUCAGACAAUGAUAUGUAUGAAAAGUUACCAGUUGAUGAUUGUUAUUUUUUACAACCUAUUUCAAUACGUGAACGUCGUAAUUUAUUGAAACAAUCUGGUAUUAAUAAAAUAGAUAAUCAAGAAAAAAAAGAUUUACAAUUAAUUCGAGAAUCACGUGAAACAUGUGGAUGUUCAUGUAUUGCAAAAUGUGAUCCGUAUACUUGUGAAUGUUCUCAAAAUGGAAUAUCUUGUCAAGUUGAUCGUUUAUCAUUUCCAUGUGCUUGUUCAAAAUUAGAAUGUCAAAAUCCAUAUGGUCGAACUGAAUUUAAUCACAUUCGAGUUAAAAAUCAUUUCUUAAAUACAAUUAUGAGACUUGAAUUAGAAGAAAAAAGUUUACAACUUGAUAUUAAGUGUAAUAAUAUUAAUAUGACAAAUAUGAGUAAAUUUGAACAAUGUGAACUUGUAGAAUCAUGCUACAAUGGUGAGAACGCUCAUCGUUCAUAUGACGUGAUGCAUCCUUCACCAAUGAUGACCAUUGUUGAUGACUCAUCUCUGAUAUCAGAAACAUCAUUACAAUUAGAAACAGAAAUUUCAUCGUUAUUAUCAUCCAUAAUUAAUAAUGUUAUCGAACAAUAUAUUAGAACCACAACAGAAACUGUAGUAUUAUCAAUUGUAUCAUCUAUUGAACAAAAAUUUCAGUCACAAAUAAAUGAGAAAAAAUCAGAUUAUCGAAAAUCAUAUCGUUCAUCAUUAUUUAAAAAAAAACUUUCUUCACCACCAUUAUCAAUUAAAUCUAAUACUCAUUCAUACAAUACAAGAACACGGUGUUCAAAUAUAAUUAAGAUUAAUCAAUUAUUAACAACAGAAGAUCUUGUUCCACUAACAGCCGAAUAA
Messenger RNA from Didymodactylos carnosus, 4854 nucleotides. NCBI's taxonomy places the organism in Eukaryota, Metazoa, Rotifera, Eurotatoria, Philodinida, Philodinidae. The record is from the annotation of a GenBank genome assembly.